AUGGAGAUGGAACCCUCUUCAGCCAAUGAACGCCUUCAUUUUGGGAAGAUGGGAUAUGGGUGCCAACAUUAUCGGAGGCGAUGUAAGAUUCGAGCUCCAUGUUGCAACGAGGUUUUCUCUUGUCGCCAUUGCCAUAACGAGGCUGCGAGCAUGUUACGGAACCCCUUCGACAGGCACGACCUUGUUCGACAAGAUGUGAAACAAGUUAUUUGCUCCGUUUGUGACACAGAGCAGCCGGUUGCUAAACUUUGUUCAAAUUGUGGCGUCAAUAUGGGAGAAUAUUUCUGUGAAAUUUGCAAGUUCUUUGAUGAUGAUACCGAGAAAGGGCAGUUUCAUUGUCAUGAUUGUGGGAUCUGCAGAGUUGGUGGCAGAGAGAACUUUUUUCACUGCAAGAAGUGUGGGUCUUGCUAUUCCAUUGCUCUGCGAGAUAAUCAUUCAUGUGUGGAGAACUCAAUGCGGCAUCACUGCCCCAUAUGCUACGAGUACCUUUUUGAUUCGUUGAAAGAUACCACCGUGAUGAAAUGUGGUCACACAAUGCACUGUGAAUGUUACCAUGAGAUGAUAAAGCGUGACAAAUAUUGUUGUCCCAUAUGCUCCAAGUCAGUAAUUGAUAUGUCUAGAACCUGGAAGAGGAUAGAUGAAGAGAUUGAAGCAACUGUAAUGCCUGAGGACUACCGGUAUAAGAAGGUUUGGAUCCUAUGUAACGACUGCAACGACACCACAGAAGUUUACUUCCACAUAAUCGGACAGAAAUGUAGUCAUUGUAAAUCAUAUAAUACCCGCACGAUUGCCCCUCCAGUUCUCCCUCAAUGACAAGACCGCGAUCGCAGAACAUACACAGUGAGGUCAAAAGGCAUCUAAGGUUUGCACGCUAAGCAUAAAGCAGAAGAGGAAUUCGUGAUUGCAUGUUCACAUCGAUGGAUUGAUUAUGAAUUACUGUAUUAUGAUUCAAUGACUCUUGCAUUUGUUAUGUCUUUCUCAUAAGCUUUUGUCAGGUUAUUCUUUCUCCCAUGUGUCGGAGUUUAAAAGAAAGAACUGUAAAUGGUUCUUUCGGUCGAUGUAAAACGUUAUGUAUACUGCAACUGAAAGGGAAUACUUUUUCCCCACGAGACUAUGAAACUGUGCCAAGAUGUUAAUGACACUUAUAAUGUGGCGGAACCCUAUUUGUUUUUUCUCGUA
This is a messenger RNA of Theobroma umbraticum, 1179 nucleotides long. RefSeq names its product CHY-type/CTCHY-type/RING-type Zinc finger protein. Gene Ontology annotation, molecular function: zinc ion binding; ubiquitin protein ligase activity. The record is from RefSeq and is a predicted model, not a curated record. NCBI's taxonomy places the organism in Eukaryota, Viridiplantae, Streptophyta, Magnoliopsida, Malvales, Malvaceae. Gene Ontology annotation, biological process: ubiquitin-dependent protein catabolic process; protein ubiquitination. Gene Ontology annotation, cellular component: nucleus.